CACGAGGGAGGGAUAAGCCUCCGUCGACAUCGCCUCAUUAGACAAAAUUCUUGGACAUGUCGUCCGCUACGAUCGAAGCUUCUGUCCCGAAGUCCCUCACGUCGACGCUGGCGGCCAAGCCUGACGAGCGCAAGGUGUCCAAGACCUUGAAGACGUUCGGCGGUAUGGCCGGUGGUUUCGUCGAAGCGUGCACGUUGCAACCUUUGGACACGGUCAAGACGCGCCUCCAGCUGUCUGGCACCAAGGAUGGCGCGAUCCAAGUGGCCCGCAAAAUUGUCACCGAAGAAGGCGCGUCUGCCUUGUACAAGGGUUUGACCCCGUUCGUGCUGCACUUGGUGAUCAAGUACUCGUUGCGUUUCUCGACCAACGAGUUCUACCGGGGGUUGUUAGCCGACAAAGAAGGCAAGGUCACUCCUGUGCGGGGAUUCCUCGCGGGUGCGGGUGCCGGCAUCACCGAAGCCAUCUUCAUCGUGACGCCGUUCGAAGUCGUCAAGACGCGCCUCCAACAACAAAAGGGCUCGACCAACUUGAAGUACCACGGCCCUGUCCACGCCGCGCAGACGAUCUUCCGCGAAGAAGGCGCGGCGGCGCUUUGGAAGGGCUGCGUGCCCACCAUGACCCGGCAAGGGCUGAACCAGUGCUUCUUGUUCGGAUCGUACGACUUGCUCAAGAAAGCUAUGUGGGGCCUCAGUCGCGACGACAAGAUCUCGUCGUACCAGGCUCUGUUCACCGGCAUGGUGGCGGGUAUGCUGGGUCCUGUGUUCAACACCCCCGUGGACGUGGCUAAGACGCGGCUCAUGGCGCAAGCCAACAAGGUCGGCGAAGUCGGCAAGUACACGGGCAUGGUUCAGUGCAUCCGGACAGUCGCCAAGGAGGAAGGCGUCGGCGCGCUGUACCGAGGUCUCGUGCCGCGCAUGGCGCGCGUGGCCCCAGGCCAGGGAAUCACGUUCGCCGUCAUGGAAACGGUGUGCAAAACGUUUGCGUAAUUCGUCGACCAAUUCCAAGACGCAACAUAUUUGUAUAGUAUGGCAAUUAUUAACGAUUCGACUUGAGAACGAUUACGAUUUGAUGCAGUUUCGAAUAAUAUGACUGGCUCGUUCGUUCUUCCUGCCUGGCUGGCUGGCUGGCUGUCGACGAGUCUCCACUGUCG
This is a messenger RNA of Aphanomyces astaci, 1150 nucleotides long. RefSeq lists its product as hypothetical. Lineage: Eukaryota; Oomycota; Saprolegniomycetes; Saprolegniales; Verrucalvaceae. Gene Ontology annotation, biological process: fumarate transport; succinate transport. The transcript has a single exon. Bases 57 to 986 code for a protein of 309 amino acids. The record is from RefSeq and is a predicted model, not a curated record.